This is a messenger RNA of Myotis brandtii (Brandt's bat), 425 nucleotides long. Its product is annotated as DET1- and DDB1-associated protein 1. The record is from RefSeq and is a predicted model, not a curated record. Gene Ontology annotation, cellular component: Cul4-RING E3 ubiquitin ligase complex. The transcript has a single exon. NCBI's taxonomy places the organism in Eukaryota, Metazoa, Chordata, Mammalia, Chiroptera, Vespertilionidae. Bases 51 to 359 code for a protein of 102 amino acids. Gene Ontology annotation, biological process: positive regulation of proteasomal ubiquitin-dependent protein catabolic process.
GGCGGUGGCGGCUGAGGCAGUAGCUGAGGCGGCGACAGAGGAAGCAGAAGAUGGCAGAUUUUUUGAAAGGACUGCCAGUCUACAACAAAAGCAAUUUUAGUCGAUUUCAUGCUGACUCUGUGUGUAAAGUCUCGAAUCGACGCCCCUCAGUCUACCUGCCCACACGCGAGUACCCAUCUGAACAGAUCAUCGUGACAGAAAAAACAAACACCCUUUUGCGCUACCUACAUCAGCAAUGGGACAAAAAGAACGCUGCCAAGAAGAGAGACCAGGAGCAAGUGGACCUCGAGGGCGAGAGCUCAGCGCCUCCCCGCAAGGUCGCACGGACCGACAGCCCAGACAUGCACGAGGACACUUAAGACUGAUGCUCCCCCAUAGGUGCCUCCUGUCUUGUCUGCUCCUCACCCGCCUGCCGUGUGUAAGCA